Trachemys scripta elegans is the source of this 4800-nucleotide messenger RNA. RefSeq names its product zinc finger protein 189-like. The coding region runs from base 1093 to 4011 and encodes 972 amino acids. The transcript has 7 exons. Gene Ontology annotation, molecular function: DNA-binding transcription factor activity; RNA polymerase II cis-regulatory region sequence-specific DNA binding. The record is from RefSeq and is a predicted model, not a curated record. Gene Ontology annotation, biological process: regulation of transcription by RNA polymerase II. NCBI's taxonomy places the organism in Eukaryota, Metazoa, Chordata, Testudines, Emydidae.
GACCCGGGGGAAAGGGCUGGGGCCGGGCAGGAAAGUGACUCUGCACCAGUGGCCCCUCCUUGCCCCAGCUCCGCUCCCGGGCGGGGUCUGCGAGUCCCAGAGCUGCUGCCCUCCCUGACCACCCCCGGCUCUGCCCCCCUGAGCGCCUGCAGGAGCCGAGCCAGCUCCGGGAGAGCGAACGCCCCGGGCUGGGCCAGGGACCGAGUCUCCCAGCCCGAGAGGAGAGUGGGCGGGAGGGAGACAAGGGGAGAGACUGGCAGGGGCAGCAGGAGCAAUCAGUGGGGAGGGAGGUCCCGGCUCCCAGCCCCACCCAGCUCCUUUCCCUGCAGCACCCCGGUGCAGAUUGACUUUCCUGGGACAAGGUGAGGAGCAGCGAGAGGAAAAGCCAGUUCUUGCCUCUGCCUGGUCCCUGCACUGCUGUGGGGAUGCGCUGCCCUGAGGACAGUGACAGGAGGAUCCCCCAGAGCGGCUCCUUUGGUUCUGCACCUUUCCGUAUAGCUGGAGUGCACAGUGACACUGACAGUUAGUGUUGGCUGCACAGUUUCAUUCUAAAAGGACCUUUUCGGUUGCUUAUAAAAUGCUCCAAGUUACUAGAUGGACCUCGUGUCUGAUCUAUUUUAUGAACUUUCAGAAGAACCACUUAACCCGUUUUUGUUGGAUGGGGUGGGAGGAAAUUAAAAACUAAUCAUUUUCUGAAGAGCUCUAGCACCUUAAACAGUUUUUCUAGAAGUUUUACAGUUGAUGGAAAGAAUUCCUAAGGUCAGACACUGUCAUCUCUGUAGUCUGGUAAAAAUCUGUUAUGAUGUAUGUAUGUUAGGAGGGUUGAAUAAUUCUCCAUUGUGCAUACUCACUGAUUUUGUUUUCAUUCAAUACAAAUUUUUUUUAACUUACUUGGGAUCCACUUCUACCAGCAUUUACACACCUGUUUGUCUUUGAACAUCCUGAUUCUAGAUUGUCCCAUCAUUCUGGGGGAUGGAGAAGGGAAAUGUCUGAAGUGGAGCUGGUGACUUUUGAAGAGGUGGCUAUGCAUUUCACCAAGAGAGUGAGCGAACUUUGCCGGACCUCAGCCAGAGAACCCGCUACAGGAUCAUUAUGCAGGAGAAUUAUGAGAUUUCAACCUCGCUGGCAGGUGAUGGGACGGUGAGUGAGAAAAAGAAGGAAGAUUCUGAGCAGGUGGGAUCACAGGUGACAUUAUCAGGUAAAGCCACAGGGAAAGUUUUCCAGAGCACUGAACAGGGAGAAGCCUGUCAGAGUCAGCGCAGGCCAGAGAGGCAGCUGGGAAACCAAGCAGGGGAGAUCCAGCGUGAAUCCACUCACAGGAGCAGAGGGUUCAAAGAAAUCAAACAGCCUGUACUACAGAGAAUCGCCUCUGGAGAGGAACUGAACUUAUGCAGCGACUGUGGGAGAAGCUUCCUUUGGAAAUCAGCCCUUAUUACUCACCAGAGAAUCCACACAGGAGAGAAACCCUAUAAGUGUCUAGACUGUGAGAAAAGCUUCAGCCGCAGCUCACACCUUAUUUCACAUCAGAGAACCCAUACAGAGGAGAAACCGUAUAGCUGCUCUGAGUGUGGAAAAAGCUUCAAUCAGCAGUCCAAUCUUCUUAUACACCAGAGAAUCCACACAGGAGAACGGCCCUAUAAAUGCCCCGACUGUGGGAAAAGCUUCAGUUACAACUCAGUCCUUAUGACACAUCAGAAAAUGCACACUGGAGAGAAGCCCUAUAAAUGUCUUGACUGUGAGAAAAUAUUUAGCCAGCGCUCAGACCUCACUAAACAUCAGAGAACCCAUACGGGGGAGAGACCCUACAAAUGCAAUGAGUGUGGGAAAAGCUUUAGUCUGAGCUCCCACCUUAUUUCACAUCAAAAAACCCAUAAGGGAGAGAAACCCUAUAUAUGCUCCAACUGUGGGAAAAGCUUCAGUGACAGCUCAAACCUUAUUACGCAUCAGAGGAUCCACACAGGAGAGAAGCCCUACAAAUGCCCUGAGUGCAGGAAAAGCUUCGGUCGUCUCUCGCACCUUAAUAGACACCAGACAAUCCACACAGGAGAGAGACCCUUUAAAUGCUUGGACUGUGGGAACAGCUUUCGUGACAGCUCAUCCCUCAUCAGACAUCAGAGAAUCCACACACAAGAGAAACCCUACACAUGCCACAUCUGUGGAAAAACCUACAGGUCGAGCUCAUCCUUUACUAAACAUUGGAAACUCCACACAGGAGAGAAACAUUAUAAAUGUACCGACUGUGGGAAAAGCUUCAUUCAGAGUUCGCACCUUAUGCAACAUCAGAGAAUCCACACCGGCGAGAAACCCUACAAUUGCAUUGACUGUGGGAAAAGCUUCAGUGACAGCUCGCACCUUAUUAAACACCAGAGAACCCACACGGGACAGAAGCCCUAUAAAUGCCCCGACUGCAGGAAAAGCUUUGGUCGGAGCUCAGACCUCAUUAUCCACCAAAGAAUCCAUACGGGAGAGCGGCCCUAUAAAUGCUGUGACUGUGGGAAAAGCUUCACAGAUCGAUCAACCUUUAUUAAACAUCAGCGAAUCCACACAGGAGAGAAACCGUAUAAGUGCCCCAAGUGUGGGAAAAGUUUCAGUGACAACUCAGCCUUUAUUCGGCAUCAGAGAAUCCACACUCCCUCUGUGCCCACCCCGGGGGGACCUUCUGCGGGUGGCUGGAACCAGCCCCUGGGGCAGCCCCGGGUUCUGCCGACACCAGCCCCUGAGCCGGAGCCUGCAGUGUGUCCAAUUCCCAAACCUAACGUGAUCUCUCAGAUGGAACGAAGAGAAGAGUUGGAGGUGCCGGAUCUCCAGGGUUCUGAGGAGAGGGAGAUCCUGAAACACAGCUGCACAGGUGCUCCUCCGGAAGAUCCUGAGCAAGUGGACUCAAACAGGAUGUUUUCAGAAAGAGCCAAAAGAAAUGUUUCCCAGAAUCCUGAGCAGAGUCAGCACAUAUCAGAGAGGGAGCAGGGAAACCACAAAGGGGGGAGAGAGGAAAAAUCCAGUGACCACCAGGGAGGUUUCAAUGUUCUUAAUGAAACCACGAUCCAGCUGAGAGUCCAUAUGGGGGAAAGAUCCUACGAGUGUGCUGAAUGUGGGAAAGCCUUUAGUUGGCGAUCACACCUUACUGCCCAUGAGAGAAUCCAUACAGGAGAGAAACCCUAUAAAUGUCUGGACUGUGGGAAAAGUUUUAGUCAGAGAUCCCACCUUACUACACAUGAGAGAAUCCACACGGGUGAGAAGCCCUAUAAAUGCCCCGACUGCAAGAAAAACUUCCGUCGCAACUCACAGCUUAUUAAUCAUCUGAAAUCCCACAUGGGACAGAAGCCAUAUAAGUGUCCCGACUCUGGGAAAAGCCUCCGGCGCGUUUCACGCCUUACUGCGCACAGUGGAGAGAUGGCUUAUCAAUGCCCGGACUGCAAGAAAAGCUACAGUCAGAUGUCACACCUCGUUAGACAUCAAAGGUUCCACACAGGAGAGAAACCUUAUAAGUGCCUCGACUGUGGGAAAAGCUUCUGUCAGAGCUCAGACCUUAUUACGCAUCAGAGAAUCCACACGGGGGAAAAGUCCUACACAUGCUCUGAAUGUGGGAAAAGCCUCAAUAGAAUCUCACACCUUGUUGCACAUCAUCGAUCCCACGCUGGAGAGGCGCCUUACCAAUGCCCCGACUGUGAGAAAAGCUUCAGUCAGAUGUCGCACCUCAUUAGACAUCAGAGGUUCCACAAGGGAGAGAAACCCUACAAGUGCCUCGACUGUGGGAAAAGCUUCUGUCAGAGCUCAGACCUUAUUACGCAUCAGAGAAUCCACACGGGAGAGAAGCCCUAUAAAUGCCCCGAGUGCGGGAAAGGAUUCAGUCGGAGCUCAAACCUUAUUGCCCACCAGAGAACCCACACGGGAGAGAAACUCUAUCAGUGCUCCCACUGUGGGAAGAGCAUGACCCGGAGUUCAAACCUCGUUCGACAUCAGAGAACUCACACCAGGGGAAAACUGUUUAAAAAAAGCCUGGAUCCAACCUAGCCAUUGUGAAUAAUACACUGGCCUUUUCCUGUUAAUGAUGGCGGUGUUUGGACCCAGUUACUCAAAGGAGGCUCCUAAUUUCUGUUGAAAUCAAUAGAAGUCAGGAGCAUAAAUAGCUUUUGACAAUCUGGGCUUUGGCUCCAAUGUACGUCUGGGGUCAGGAGAUUGGGAACCAGAAUGAAAGGCACAGUUGCUUGGGAAUUGUGACACAGAUGAUGAACAUAGGCAUAUGUUCAAAGACCAUUAUACUGAGAUAGACCAUGCACAUGAAUCUGCGGAAUAUUCAUAGUCCUUUGUAUCGAUGCAGGCAUAUGUUUUCAUGUGUAUGUUUCAAAUCUGUAGAGAGUGAUUAAUGCAAAACUCCCAAACCUGGCUAUGUAGCUGUUCAAUCUUUGAAGUCUGACCUCCUAGGCCAUAGGGGGAGUUAUUAAAAUUGGUAACUAACUCAGCUUCCCUGAACAGAAGAUUCCCUCACAGUGAUCAGGUUGAUUAUUGUAUUGAAUUAACUGGAUUUGUCUAUUAUUUUCAGCAAACUGAAUAUUCUCUGUUAAGUUUACCUUUUUUAUCUUAUUUUUCCCUUUUCUCUAGAACCAUCUUUCUUUUGUUUUCUGCAAUUUCUGACUUAUUCUUAAUAGCAUUCUAGUUAAGAAAACCUAUACAUUCAGGAGCACCAAUGGACUGGUUUGGGUUUGCAAUGUCCUGAACUGGAUGCUGGAGACAGAAUUGGGAUGAUGUGUUUUUUUUCUUACUUUAAAUGCAGAGGAAUAAAGUGCAACUGAGUUUCCCAAA